GCUUCCUAGGUAUUACUUACUACAAACACCUCUCUAGCUCUCUUCUCUUCCUUCAAAACAUGGAUUCUUCUAAUCUUUACCCUAAUAAUUCAUCAUCAUCUUUGAACAAUUAUAAUGAGCAUGAAAUAACAUUAGAAUUGGAAACUAUUAAUAAUUCAGUGCCAAUUGGAGAUGGUGUUUUCUUGAGUUGGGAGGAUUUGUGGGUAAAUGUUUCAAAUGGGAAAAAAGAAAGCAAAACAAUACUUGAAGGAGUAACUGGUUAUGUACAACCUGGUCAGUUUUUGGCUAUUAUGGGUCCUUCUGGUUCUGGAAAAUCUACUCUUCUUAAUGCUUUAGCGGGGAGACUGGAUUCAAAUACAAGACAAUCAGGAGAUAUUCUAAUUAAUGGUCGUAAACAAAGGCUGGCUUAUGGCACAUCGGCAUAUGUGACACAAGAAGACACAUUGAUAACCACCUUAACAGUGAAAGAAGCAGUUUACUACUCAGCUGAGCUUCAAUUACCAAAACAAAUGUCAAAAUCAGAAAAGAAAGAAAGGGCAGAAAUGACAAUAAAAGAAAUGGGUUUACAAAAGGGUAUGAACACAAAAAUUGGAGGGCUAAGUGGUGGCCAAAAGAGAAGACUCAGCAUUUGCAUAGAGAUUUUAACAAGGCCAACACUUUUAUUUCUUGAUGAACCCACCAGUGGACUUGAUAGUGCAGCUUCAUAUUAUGUUAUGAGUAGAAUUGCAAAUUUGGGUCAAAAAGAUGGGAUUAGAAGAACAAUAAUUGCUUCAAUUCAUCAACCUAGUUUUGAUGUUUUUCAUCUUUUUAAUUCUCUUUGCCUCCUUUCUUCUGGUCAAAUUGUCUAUUUUGGUCCUACUUCUUCAGCCAAUGAGUUCUUUGCUCUGAGCGGCUUCCCUUGUCCAACUCUUCAGAAUCCGUCUGAUCAUUUCCUUAAGACGAUAAAUAAAGAUUUUGAAAAUGAUCUUGAACAAGGUUUAGGUGAUGGAAUGACAACAGAGGAAGCAAUUACCACUCUCGUAAAUUCAUAUAAAUCAUCAAGCAAUUAUCAACAAGUUAAAAGACGAGUAGCUGAAAUAUGCAAACAAGAUUGUGGAGCACUAGAGACGGGGAAAAUUCAAGCUAGCUUCUUAACUCAUGCUAUGGUUCUUGCAAGAAGAUCGUCCAUUAACAUGUUUCGAGAUCUUGGCUAUUACUGGCUGCGUCUUGCUAUUUAUGUUGCCCUAGCUCUAGGCCUUGCUACUGUGUUUGCCAACCUUGGGUCGAGUCAAAAUGCCAUUAAGGAUAGAGGAUCGUUGCUAAUGUUUAUAUCUUCCUUCUUAACAUUCAUGACCAUUGGUGGAUUUCCUUCUUUUGUUGAGGACAUGAAGGUAUUUGAAGCAGAAAGGCUGAAUGGGCACUACGCACCAUCUGCAUUUGUUAUUGGCAACACAUUAUCAGCUACACCAUACUUACUACUCAUAUCACUAAUUCCCGGAGCUAUAGCUUAUUUCCUCCCCGGGCUUCGCGGCGGGGCGGAUCACUUCGGAUACUUUAUGGCAGUAUUAUUUGCGUGCAUGAUGCUCGUCGAGAGCUUAAUGAUGACCGUUGCAAGUAUAGUACCUAACUUUCUGAUGGGUAUAAUUACUGGUGCAGGAAUUCAAGGUUUAAUGAUUUUAGGCGGCGGGUUUUUUAGGUUACCGAGUGAUCUUCCUUCAAUAUUUUGGAAAUAUCCAAUGUAUUAUAUUUCUUUUCAUAGGUAUGCUUACCAAGGUAUGUUCAAGAAUGAAUUUCAAGGACUUAGAUAUUCUGAUGAUCAAAUUGGUGAAGACAUUUUGAGAGAUGUUUGGCAAGUGGAAUUGGGUUAUUCUAAGUGGGUUGAUCUUGCAAUUUUACUAGGAAUGAUUAUUGUUUAUAGAGUCUUGUUUUUGUGUAUAAUCAAGAUUAAGGAGAAUGUUAAGCCCUUGAUUGCUUCUCUAAUCUCAAUUCCUCCCAAGAAAAUAGCACAAACCAUGGUGAAUCCGAUGGCUACACCUUUACACACAGAGAUCAAUGAAUAAAAUUAGGGAUGUAAUCGAGCUCAGAGUCGAAUUCGAGUUUUAAUUAUAAAGUUGAGUCGAAUAUAUUAUCACCGUGUUUCGCUUAAUUGAAUAAAAUAGAUGAUAUUGCUUAUUUAGCUAGAAA
This is a messenger RNA of Mercurialis annua (annual mercury), 2163 nucleotides long. RefSeq names its product ABC transporter G family member 1-like. Lineage: Eukaryota; Viridiplantae; Streptophyta; Magnoliopsida; Malpighiales; Euphorbiaceae. The record is from RefSeq and is a predicted model, not a curated record. Gene Ontology annotation, cellular component: membrane. Bases 60 to 2039 code for a protein of 659 amino acids. The transcript is spliced from 8 exons. Gene Ontology annotation, molecular function: ATP binding; ABC-type transporter activity; ATP hydrolysis activity.